AUUUUCACCAGUGACUCAUCUUCCUGUCAUAUAUUCUUAGACUACAAUGACUUAAGAAUCUUUAAGUCACUGUUAGUAGUUUUUCCUACUGCACAUAUUAGGAGGAGAAAACGGUGUUCAGACUCAAGCCUGUUUCCAUCUCAUUCUGUUAUUCUUGUGGUACAUAGAAAACUUUGUUUCUUCCUGAAAAUGGCAUUUUGGUGAUUCAUUAUUUUCUGUGGGAUGAAGCUUAUGGCCUGCAUUUUUUUUUUUUUUCCUUUCUCCCUUCCAGAAGGAACCUGGAAGAGUUACAAGCAAAACAUCAGUUCUCUAAGAAAUUUUUGGGUAACAGAAAUUCUGGAUAACAGAACAAAUCAAUUCAAUCACCAUGAGCUGGAGCUUCCUGACCCGUCUGCUAGAGGAGAUCCACAACCACUCCACCUUUGUGGGGAAGAUCUGGCUCACCAUUUUGAUUGUCUUCCGGAUUGUCCUCACAGCAGUAGGAGGAGAGUCCAUCUAUUAUGACGAGCAAAGCAAAUUCGUAUGCAACACAGAGCAGCCAGGCUGUGAGAAUGUCUGCUACGAUGCCUUUGCACCCCUCUCCCAUGUGCGCUUCUGGGUGUUCCAGAUCAUCCUGGUGGCAACCCCGUCGGUGAUGUACUUGGGCUACGCCAUUCAUAAGAUUGCCAAAAUGGAGCACGGUGCAGCAGACAAGAAGGCAGCUCGGAGCAGACCCUAUGCCAUGCGUUGGAAACAGCACCGGGCUCUGGAAGAAACAGAAGAGGACCAUGAAGAGGACCCCAUGAUGUACCCAGAAAUGGAAUUAGAAAGUGAAAAAGAAAAUAAAGAGCACAGCCAGCCUAAACCCAAGCAUGAUGGCCGACGGCAGAUUCGGGAGGAUGGACUCAUGAAAAUCUAUGUGCUGCAGUUGCUAGCAAGGACGGUGUUUGAGGUGGGUUUUCUGAUAGGGCAGUAUUUUCUGUAUGGCUUCCAAGUCCACCCAUUUUAUGUGUGUAGCAGACUUCCGUGCCCACAUAAGAUAGACUGCUUUAUUUCUAGACCUACUGAGAAGACCAUCUUCCUUCUGAUAAUGUAUGGUGUUACAGGCCUUUGCCUAUUGCUUAACAUUUGGGAGAUGCUUCAUUUAGGGUUUGGGACUAUUCGAGACUCACUAAACAGUAAAAGGAGGGAACUGGAAGAUCCGGGUGCUUAUAAUUAUCCUUUCACUUGGAAUACACCAUCUGCUCCCCCUGGCUAUAACAUUGUUGUCAAACCAGAUCAAAUGCAGUACACCGAACUGUCCAAUGCUAAGAUUGCCUACAAGCAAAACAAGGCGAACAUUGCCCAGGAACAGCAGUAUGGCAGCCAUGAGGAAAACCUCCCAGCUGACCUGGAGACUCUUCAACGAGAGAUCAGAAUGGCUCAGGAACGCUUGGAUCUAGCAAUCCAAGCCUAUGCUCACCAAAACAAUCCCCACGGUCCCCGGGAAAAAAGAGCCAAAGUGGGGUCCAACAAAAGCAGUGCCAGUAGCAAAUCAGGGGAUGUGAAGACCUCCGUCUGGAUUUAAUCUUGGCUGGACUUAAAUUUGUGCUUUUCAUAGUUUCUGGGAAGGUUUCACGUACGUAAGGAGACAGAGAAGGAGUCGUCAGCCUUCAGCCUUGGAAUGAAAGCCCACCUUAGAAUGAGGCUGAGAUUCUCUUUUACCUGAGAAAUCUUUGAAUCUAGUUCAUGUGCUCAGAGUUUGUAUCCAGUCUCGAAAACCUAUUUAUAUUUUCAGAAGAGAUAAAUGAUUCACUGCAGGAUUCCUUUACAUGUCAAGCAUUGCCAAUAUAUGUUUUGAUGGUGUGUACGUAAUUUAUGUUGCUUCAAAAAAUUGACACACAAAGGAGCCUCCCAAUCUGAUAGCAGCGUAAGAACCUCACUAGAGUUGGUGCUGAACUUUAUCAGAAACCAAAGCCAAGCCUGGAAAUGAGCCCUGAUAGGACGCUUAGAGAUAACUGUGGACCCGUUGGAUUUGCCUUAAGUCUCUUAUCCAGAAAUCUGCUUCUGGUUUGUUAGGAUGCCUACGAUGGAUAUUUUCUUUUUAUAUGUUAACAUUAAAAAUACAAAAAUUUUCUUGUAGGCUAAGAAUACUCAAAGCUACUUGUACUGCAAGUGGCAGAAGGCCUAAAUUCAAAUUCCUUAUUUUUUAUAAUUUACCGUGGAACUUUUAGUGUGCCAGUGUGGGUUUCUGCCUGGGAGGCCAGUCUGAUCUGGGAUCCUGCCCGUAAAUAGACCUGAGGAGGAUUUUUGUAUUUAUUCCCUGUGGACAUAUCUACUUGUCAGUGACAAACAUGAAUAUUCACAUGACACUCAUAAGUUACAGUAUUUAAUUACCAUUUUCAACCUCACAGUACUAUGUUGGAAAGCUUUGCUCUCCAGUCAUGCUCACGUUGUCUUAUAAUUUGUGAGCUUCUGGGUAAUAGCUUGGUAAGAGUUUAAACGGGGCCUUUGUGCUACCAGGGAUCAUUUUGAGUGUCUCACUCUUAUUCAACAGAAGAUUAUUGCAAACCACUUCUAUCUUUGAAAUUCUAAAACUAUUUUUUUAUGUCUUAAUUUUAAAAUAUCAGUUCUUCAUUAUUCAGGAUAAUCCUAGCACAGAAUCUUUUGUGUGGUUUUAUUUUUUCUUUUGAUUUGUUUUUGUUUCUCCAUUGCAUCUCGCUGCCUCGCCAAUGGUGGAGACACUAAGCUUAUCUUCCAUCCAUUUAUUUACCUUUAUUUUCCUUUUCUUUAAAUUUUUGUUUAGAGAGAGGCUCCUCAGGAUCUAUAAACAUCUUAAGUAAAAUUAAACUCAGGUGAGACUGAAGGGAAAACUUUAGAUGACAUACGUAUCAUGGGUUAGCUAAUAGACAUGCACAGUUCCCCUCAAACCAGAUGUUUAAUAAGGAAAUUUCUAUAAUAAUUCUAAGAAAACAGGCAAGAUCUUAAGCACGUAAGCCUAGCCCAGAUAAAGAACUACCAAUUAAUUCAUAUAUCUCUAGAGCUUCAAGCAAAUGUCUUAAUUGAAAGACAAAAGAUAACACAUACACUUGGGUCCCACUUUUCAGAGCCUGAAGGAGAACAGAGUGGCUUCGCCAGCAGAAAGGUUGGGAAUUUGAAAGUGAUGGAGAGGAGAAGAGUCAGGCAGAAAUGCUAGGGAGACCCAGGCAAAGACAUUUGGUGCCAGAAGCAUUCCCUUAGUUUCUACACAGGGCCCCUGGUGUUCCAUCAUGGCCUGUUCCGAUGAGAAUUUUCUCUUUUGUGUCUGGAAAAUUCUUCAACUUCUUAAAAUGUAAAGAAAAAUAUUCUGAGUCACCUUGCCGUGUGCAUAUUCAUAGUUCUUUUUUUUUCCCCCUUCUAUUUUUUACCCUCUUGCUUAAGUUUUAAUUAUGACAUGGAUUUCCCAACUCUCACUGCCUGCUUAGUACUUUUCUUUCAGCCUUUGAACAUAUGCGUUUGCCAAAGCCGUUUUCCUCUAAUGACAUACCAUGGACCUACAUUAAGAAAAUGGCCUUGUCAGUGUCUAGCAUAAACAUUAAACAGUGAAUCUGUAAAAAUGUUGUUCAGGUAUGGUUCUGAAACUUGCGGGUAUUUGUACAAAAAUCUGUUGGCAGGUGUUUUUUUUCCCCAAUCAGAAUCACUUACAUUGUUUUGAAUUGCCAUGUAAGACAUGUACUGUCAUAUGGCAUUUGCUUCUCCUCUUAAUAGAAGUUGAGUGCUUAGUCCUUCACAUGCCAGAAUCAGGAUAUGAUCAACAGCAUGUGUGUGUUCCUUAACAUGCUGUUGGAUUUAUUCUAAUGCAGAGUGUCCUUUGCUCUUCUUUAUUAAAAUCCGUUAUUCAGAAGACAUUUGUAAAAGGAACAGGUGUUUUUUUCCUUCAAAUUUGAGGGGAAAAUUAGGUAACAUUUUCCCCUAAUAUUAAUGUUUGUUUUGUGGCUUUGUCUUUGCAUAUGACUUAGUUUCAUCUGUUUCUGUUUUUGUUCAUUUUAAAGAGUCAGCUGUGUUGAGGAUUUCCUUGACUAAUGAUUAUAGAAUUCCUUACUCUAGAUAAAAGUGAACUUUACCGCCAGAAAAUGGUUCUCACAAUUUAGGAAUCAUCCCACAUGUGUUUUUUAGAGGGGCACUUAUAUCUUUAAAGGGAAAAAAUCAGCAUUAGGUACCUCUGCUCUCAUUUCUUUAUGGCAUGAAAUUAGGCAGAUCACCUUUUUCAAGUUUCAGAAGCCACUUAGCUCUGAGGUGUUAUGAAGCAGUUAGAGAGAGCAUCUGGUAAAAGGUGAUAAAAGACUACCUGUUAUUAUUGGUCAUUUGUCUGAAAUUGGAGCUUCAAAAUACUAGGUGAAAGAACUGUGUGAUGGUAGUGAGAUGUCCUUCAGUGCUUAGAACACUUGUUUAGAAUACUUACUCUAAGGGGUCUAUAGCAAGAAUGAACUUAAAUGUUAUUCCUAUUAGUCAUACCUAUGAUUUAAACCCAUUAAGCUUCUAAGUGCCCAUGCCUUUAUGCUUUUUGUCUCAUUUAAGAGACAAGCUGCUUCUAAAAAUAGCAUCUAUAGUUUAUGAGAAAAUUUUGGCCUGCCAGGCUUCAAUAAAAGGCAUGUAUGUUAUACUUGAAUCUACUUCAAGAAAUGUCUAUUUGUAGAUGAAAGGGUUUACCUGGCCGUGGAGAAAAGGACCUGAAGUCAAAGAUACACAGGUGCUGGUCAUUUUGAUUGAAAGCUUCCAGAUACUAGAUCAAAUAGGCAUUUAAGUGAAACCUACCUAAAGCUGUUUUAUGUUUUUGGAGAUUAGGAAUUUGCGAAGGGAAUCUUGAUUCUUCUGAGAUCCUAAAGAAGUAUGUGGCGUCUUUUAUCAUCUUAAAAUCAUGAAAUCCCAUGAAGAGUCUUACCAUCUGAAAGUAGCAAAGCCUCUGUCGUAGACUUACUAUAACUGGGCCUACAAAGUACAGUGUGUGGAAAUAAAAUUUCAACUCACCUAUGUAUCAUAAAGAGAGUCCUGGUGGUGCAGUGGUUAGAACCCAUCAGCGGCUUUUUGGGAGAAAGACGUGGCAAUCUGCUUCCUAAAGAUUUAUAGCCUCUGAAGCCCUAUGGGGCAGUUCCACUCUGUCCUGUAGGUUCUCUAUGAGUUGGAAUCAACUCGACAGCAGUGAGUUUGGUUUUAUGUAUCAUAAAUCUUUAAUAAUUCACAAUCACCAUCAAAUGUUCAAAUCAUUAGGUUGAAUCACAUGCCUGUCACUCAUUCGGGCCAUACAUUAUGGAGAACUUAAAAAAUUUUAUUUGCUGUUGUCCCUAACGUAGUUGUUUUGUUGUUGUUUUUAAUGAUGUUAACUGGCUUGAGUUCGUGCACAUUCUCCCUUAAUAUUCCUAUUUUUUAAAGACGCAAUCUAUAGUAUUCCAAAAUUCAGGAGCCCAAAUAAAGAGUUUUACUCCAGUGUAAAACUACUCCAGAAAUAAAAAGGAAUUCUGCGUUUCGGGGUCUAGUGGUUUUUUGGCUGUAUGCUUCCAGGGUUGAAGAUGUUUUUGUCAUUGUGCUCUCAGUUGUGUUUUCUUUAAUAAACUUAUGGAACCCUCUACCUCAGGCACUAAGUGUUAAAUAAGAUUUGCAUAUUAAUUCUGAAAAACUUAGCUAGGACUUCCAACUCUUUAAAAUAAUUUAAAUGUAAAGACAUUAGCUUUUUUAUUCAGUCAUCUAAUGUCAUGUGUUUAGAGUUCAGAUAUUGUGUGAACAGCUAAAGAAUUAUCUGUUCUAGUGCCAAAGAUCACUUGUUGCUGAUUCUGUUGUGUAGAGUUAAUGUGAAACUUCAUGGUGGAGACAGACUCUGUGCUCAGGGCCUUGUCUCUGGGGAGAUUUUGUCAGUUCCAAAUGUUUUAAGUUCCAAAUAGAGUUUAGAAGAUUCAUUUGUGGUCUGUGCGUCUUUUCCCCAAACUUGAAACCCAUGGAAAACCCAGCUGCCAGGAAAUGUCGUAUUGAGGAUUUUUACCCUGUUCUUUCUAUACAGUAGAGCUUAGGGUUUACACAAAGAACCUGGUACCAAAACCUGUUCGCAUAUAUUCAGCUGUAAGUUGAUCUCAGUGGGAAUGAAUGAGCAGAAAAAUUUUCCAAAUA
Messenger RNA from Loxodonta africana (African savanna elephant), 6096 nucleotides. RefSeq names its product gap junction protein gamma 1 (gene GJC1). Bases 368 to 1546 code for a protein of 392 amino acids. The transcript is spliced from 3 exons. Gene Ontology annotation, cellular component: connexin complex. Gene Ontology annotation, molecular function: gap junction channel activity. Gene Ontology annotation, biological process: cell-cell signaling. Lineage: Eukaryota; Metazoa; Chordata; Mammalia; Proboscidea; Elephantidae. The record is from RefSeq and is a predicted model, not a curated record.